AUGACAUUUGAGAAAAGAGUUUUAGUAUGUGGUGGUGCUGGUUUUAUAGGCUCCAACUUUUUAAAUCACUUAGUUCCAAAGUAUCCAAACUAUUACUUUUUAUGUGUUGAUACAUUAAAUUAUGCUGCUAAUUAUGAAAAUAUCAAACAUUUGGUAGAAUCAUGUAAGAAUUUUCAAUUUAUAAAAUUAGAUAUUGGAGAUCCUUCAUUAAUUGAAAUUGUCAAAGAGUAUCAAGUUAACGAGAUUAUUAAUUUUGCUGCUGAAUCUUGUGUUGAUAGAUCAUUUGAAAAUCCGUAUUAUUUCACCAAAAACAACGUACUAUCGACUCAAAAUUUGUUAGAGGUUUGCAGAAUGUUACCAGAUCAGAUAUCAUUUAUGAUUCAUAAUUCUACAGAUGAAGUAUAUGGAGAUGAAGACGGUGACAAAGAUGAAAAUUCAGUUUUGAACCCCACUAAUCCUUAUUCUGCAACUAAAGGAUGCAUGGAUCUAAUUAUAAAUUCAUACGUUUAUAGUUAUAAAUUACCAAUUACCAUAAUUAGACCAAAUAAUAUUUACGGACCAUUACAAUAUCCCGAGAAAAUCAUAUCAAGAACAAUAAAGUGCAUCCAAGAUGGUACUAGAAUGCCUAUACAUGGAGAUGGUAAGUGCAAAAGGAGAUAUUUAUAUGUUUCAGAUUUGGUAAAUGCUAUUGAUUUAAUUUGGCAUGAAGAUAGAGAUAAGGUGGUGGGUGAAAUAUUCAAUGUUGGAAGUGAUGAUGAGCCAAUUGAUAAUAAUGCAGUAGUCAAAUUAGUAAAUGAGAUAUUCAAUGAGAAUGGAGAUGCUAAAGUUGAACAUAUUAAAGAUAGGAAUUAUAAUGAUUUAGAUUAUUCAAUAUUAUCAACAAAGAUUAAGCAAUUAGGUUGGAAACAAGAAUUCUCAUUAAAGGAAGGAUUAAACUUGUACAAGAUGUACGUAGAGGCAAAUAAAAAUAAAUAG
This is a messenger RNA of Insectozyma verbasci, 975 nucleotides long. NCBI's taxonomy places the organism in Eukaryota, Fungi, Ascomycota, Pichiomycetes, Serinales, Debaryomycetaceae. The record is from the annotation of a GenBank genome assembly.